Calypte anna (Anna's hummingbird) is the source of this 781-nucleotide messenger RNA. RefSeq names its product ATP synthase peripheral stalk subunit OSCP (gene ATP5PO). The transcript is spliced from 7 exons. Gene Ontology annotation, biological process: proton motive force-driven mitochondrial ATP synthesis. The record is from RefSeq and is a predicted model, not a curated record. Gene Ontology annotation, molecular function: proton-transporting ATP synthase activity, rotational mechanism. The coding region runs from base 80 to 715 and encodes 211 amino acids. Lineage: Eukaryota; Metazoa; Chordata; Aves; Apodiformes; Trochilidae. Gene Ontology annotation, cellular component: membrane.
GGUGGCCGCCGCGGCGCCUGCGCCCUUCCCCGCCUGUGGGGCCGGGCUCAGCGGUGACCUCGAGAGGCGGUCGGGGAAGAUGGCGGCGGUGGCGGGGUUCACCCUGAAGGUGCGGCAGCUGAGCACAUCGGUGGCCAGGCCGGCCUCCAAGCUGGUGAAGCCCCCCAUCCAGGUGUACGGUCUGGAAGGGCGCUAUGCCACCGCGCUGUACUCCGCCGCCUCCAAGCAGAAGAACCUGGACCAGGUUGAGAAGGAGCUGAACCGGGUGUGGGCCCUCCUGAAAGACCCUAAGCUAGGCAGUGUUGUGAUGAACCCUCACACCAAGAGCUCUGUUAAACAAAAAGCUGUGAGCGAUGCCUUGGCAAAAGAGAAGAUGUCCCCUAUUACUGUCAACCUGAUGAACCUGCUUGCCGAAAAUGGUCGCUUGCGGCACACUCCAGACAUUGUUUCUGCGUUUGGGAAGAUCAUGAGCGCGUACCGAGGAGAGGUGCUGUGCACAGUCACCACUGCACAGCCCUUGGAUGAUGCCAGCCUUAGUGAGCUAAAAGGUGUUCUGGGUGGAUUCUUGUCUAAGGGAGAGAUCUUGAAGCUGGAGACCAAGACUGAUCCAGCAAUCCUUGGUGGCAUGAUUGUCAAUAUUGGGGAGAAGUACGUAGACAUGUCAACAAGGUCUAAGAUCCAGAAACUCACCAAAAUCAUGAAAGAGAGUGUCUAGCAAGCUGACCUUCUCAUUAACAGUGAAACCUGUGAGCCGGAAACAAUAAAAUUUAUUUCUUCUUGA